Molecule: messenger RNA, 4321 nt
Organism: Gaeumannomyces tritici R3-111a-1
Lineage: Eukaryota; Fungi; Ascomycota; Sordariomycetes; Magnaporthales; Magnaporthaceae
Product: F-box and WD domain-containing protein
Exons: 2
Coding region: 303-4010 (1235 amino acids)
Biological process (GO): proteasome-mediated ubiquitin-dependent protein catabolic process
Cellular component (GO): cytosol; proteasome regulatory particle, base subcomplex; nucleus
Molecular function (GO): polyubiquitin modification-dependent protein binding
Source: RefSeq, a predicted model, not a curated record
ACGGCAUCCGCCGUGACGCGCAGAAAUUGGGCAAAACUCCAAAGUCGCGGAAAUGAGAUCGCUGUUUUUGCUGUGCACUAUUUUCCUUCGCACGUCACACGCUCCAGUCCAACACCCUGUCUGCGCCCGCCGAUUCUCACCAAACAAGGCUCCCAAGAGCCAAGCGCAAAUAGAAACGCUACUAAACGUGCAUAGCUAGCCAGCCCCCUGGCACCUGCAGCCCUCCCCAAUCGAUAGACUGUGCAGCUCCCUGUCGCACAGUCAACGAACCCUGCCCACCACCACCGCGAUCCAUCAGUUUUAUGCAGCGAGAGCUUCUUGAGACCUCAGACCGCGACCCCCUCUCCGCAACCCCAAGGUCCCCUCGGCCCACUUCUCAAGAUGGCUUCCAUCGCUCCCGCUCGGACGGCCACCGGGACCGGCAUGCUCCCGCGCCCGGCUCCCAGAGCGGCCGCUCGCCUCGCUCUGUCCAGCCCGAGGCAGACGCGGCCACCGCAACCGGCGCCGUCAACGCCCGUCAGCUCGACGAGAAGCUACGCCGACUGAGCAGCCACGAUCGGGCGCACCGCCCUGCACCGGCCAUAGCCGGCCAGAGAGUCUCCGAAUAUGAGAAUGCUCUCACGCCCACUGCUCCGAAGCAACAACUGGGCUUCAACGUUGCGAAGCGGUCGGGCUCUCCCUCUGAAGGGACCCAGCUGACCGACUUUCCGAAUGAAAUAUUGACUCAUAUUCUCUCGCAUCUGCACCCCGACGCGCACGCUUCCGUCGCGCUGGUCUCGAAGCGGUUUUACGCCCUCGUCACGACGCCACAUGCGUGGCAGAUGGCGUUCCUACGCCACUUUCCUGGCCAGGACCUCUCGAGAUCACAGUCGGCCGGUGCGUGGGACGCUGAUGUCCUGGAUAGGGUUCGCUCCGAAUCCCGGCCCUUUGCCCGCAUGACUUCGCUGGCGUCGUGGCGCAGCGAGUACCUGCUUCGCACAAGGCUGCUCCGCAGUGCCGCAAGAGGCAAGCCGGGAGCCCUCGCUGCCGUCUCUGCCAAGAGGGCGAGUGCUGUCCUGACUUAUAACUCGAAGCUGCCAUGGAUGGUCUCCCACAUCCAUGCCGUCUUCUCCCCGGGCCCCAAGAGGUCUCCCAAGGCCAUCCACGCAUCUGCGGAUCUUGGCAUCUGCACCUUGGGCGAUCCGACGAGCGGCAAGAUCGAGAGAUGGGGCUUGGACGACGACUUCUCCCUGCCGCAGCUUGACGACGUAUUCCCACAGCUGGUCCCGUUUGGAACUGAUAUCGGCCCUGCCGCUACCCUGAAUGUGACGGAUGUUAGUGUCCCGUAUGGCUUGGUCGCCGGAGAGGGGUUUCCUGGCGGACGACCCUUCUUUCGGCCCGUGGGCGAGCCAAGUGGCCUGUACCUUGGUAUCCAGCCGGCUGCAUGGAUCGAUGCUCUGCCACAGGACAUCCCAAAGAUCCCAGAGAUGAUUGAUGCUAUCUGCUCAGUUUGGAUCGCCAAAUCGUCGGCGGUACCAUCUCUGACCCAUUCCGUGGUCGGCAUCUUGACCGGCUCGACACUGGGUAUCGUAACAUCGUACUCGCUCGGCUCCGAGUCGUCUGGCCCGCGGUACAACAGGGGCGAUAUGACCUGUCGAUGGGUCUUGAGCCCCGGCGUUCCAAUCGUGGCACUCGAGGUCGACGAGCACUACAGCCCCAGGCGCAAGGCCAUGAAGCGUGUCUGGGCUGUUGCUCUGAACGCGCUCGGGGAGAUCUUCUAUCUGGCCGAUACCCCAACUCCUCCGGCUGCCAGACCCAAGGCCAACGAGAUGCCUGCGCAUGUUUGGUAUACUGGUCGUACAGCAUACUGGGAGCUCGUUGGUUCUACUCGCAGAAUGGCGUCACCGGACGAGACUGACAUGGACACCGCCGCCUGUAUCUACUCGCCUCGGUCAUCGUCCAUUAGGGCGGGCCUGACAACGGAGCAGCUUGCUUCGGAAGCCCGUGACAUAUCUACUUUCCUGCGGCAUACGCCUUCCCACUUUAGGAAGAUCUGCACGGGAUGGGACAUGCGCCGGAGACUCGAGGUUGAUUUCGGCGGGGGCAGUGGCAGCGGUGUUGGCGGGGAGGCAAUUGUCGUUAUCACAUGCGGUAUUGAGCCCGAACAUCCCGCGGGACUUCUCAGGUACAUCCGGCAUGGGCCUCAGUCCUCACCCGGCUCUAUUUUCACGCCUUGUGUCAAUGCAUCCGCUGUCGGGACGCCGGGGCCGCAGCCAUCGUCUUCGAUAUUCGGAUCCGCGCCGUCCACCAAGUCUAACGUACGGGCCCCAAUAACGACACUGUCGCGGUCUGAUGGCGCCGAGAUGCCGACGCCGCCCGGUGACUCAAAGCUUGGAAACUCUAUUGACGAAGGCGUUGAGCAGUGGGAUGUCGCAUCCUUCAACUUUGCUGGCAAGGGGCAAGACAUGGUUGAAAUCACGGCGACUGCGAUAGACAACUCUACCUACGCAGUAACGACCAUCUUCGAAGACCCGUCGAGGACGGCAAACGUGACUGGCAUAGGAAGCAACGCAGGUACCGGCGUUCCCACGCCCGCGACAGGAAAGCAGCUUGUGGGCGAGAUACCUGGCAAACGCGCGAGGAUGAUGGCGGUGGGCACUAGCUCCGGCGCCGUCUUCGUGUGGAACGUCCGCGACGCGGCGAGCGACACCAUCGCUCCGAUCCGUCUUAUCCAGACCGAGUCUCCCGAAAUCUCGGCUCUCGGAUUGUCAUCGCUCUACGUCAUCCACGGUGGCAGCGAUGGCUUGGCGCAAGCAUGGGAUCCGCUGGCCUCUAACAUGGAGCCUGUCCGCACUCUGAACUCGCGCUCCUCAGGUCGGAUACCACGCGCCAUCCUCAAUGCGAACCCUAUGCUCCGGGAUGCCAACCACUCGGCCGUGGGGGCCAUCUACCUGGACCCCGAUCCGGCUGCCAUGCGUGGCAUUCUCGCUUUUGGCACCUUCCUUCGAUACUGGACCUACAGCUCCGAUGGUGGUGCUCAAGCCCUCGGCAAAAAGCGCCGCUUACGCCAUCACGCGGAUGCCCAUGGCCGCUUAGGCAGCGGACGCCGCGUCGGCGGAACGGUCAUGGACUAUAUCAAGGCCGAAGCGGCCGAACUUCGGCGGGACCAGGAGCACCGCAUGCGAGAGGAGGCGCGACUCCGCAGUCGCUUUGGGGUCGGACUGGGCGACUUGACGGAAGAGGAGGCCCUCAGAUACGCACAACUGAUAUCGGAAGAGUCCUUCCGGGUAGACGAGGAGCUGCGGCGGCUCAAUACGAGCGACGAGGCUGCUUCUGUUUCCCAGUCGUCAUCGUCACUCUCUCUAUCUGCUGCUGACGCAGAUGAGGAGAUGGGCGACUCGGCGUCUCCAUGCACAGGCCAGGGUCGCUCAGCCGGCACAGUCACUCCUGAUACCAGUCCCGCCGGGGCAGCGGCCGCACCGUCAACGCAGGCGAUGCUUGUGCAGCAGCACCGGGCUGAGGACGCUAGCCAGGAUGGGGCACACGACGACGACUACGAGCGCCAGAUCCAACAGGCAAUCCGUCUGUCGCUGCUCGAAGCUGGUGCCAAUGACGAGGGACAGUCACCUCGGGAUAGCAGCUCGGGCGAGUACGAGUUUCGGGUCAAGUUCAAGCCCAACAAGAAGAAGAAGAAGAAGGCGGAGAUGGCUGGGGGCGCCAGCCGCAGCAAGCAACCCCUCACGGCGGCCUCGUCAUCCGCCACUAAAGUCCGCUGGAGUCUUGGCGGCGUCGGGCCUGCCGCUAAUGGAGCUAAGGACUCUAGCAGGGAUGUGUCGUUCGGCGGCGGUGCCGGCAGCUACGAGGACGACCUCGAACUCGCGCUGCGGCUGAGUCUCCAGGAUGCGGAAGACGCUGUAGAGAGAAGCGAGGGGCAGGGCUGGCCGGGAGCAGGCGCGGGCCGCUCCGGGUCGGUUGAUGCCGAGUUCCCAGCCCUUGAGGUUAAGGGCAAGGGCAAGGGGAGAGCGACCUGAGGGCGUUGGUGGGUCGAAUAUGGAGUGUGUUUUUUUUUCUUUUUCCUCUUCUAUUUCUCCCCUCAAUCCUAUCUUGCUCUUUCUUUUUUCCUGCUGACUCCUCUCUCACUGCAGUUUCUCGGCCAAUCUCGCCAUUGGUUUUCAUUUUUACUUGAAAUUAUUUGCUCUGCGAUCAAAGUCCCAUUCACAACCAGCCGGCAUGGCGUUCAGCUCCAAGGCGCAAGCUUUUUGCGGUUCAGAAUGCAAUUACCCUUUGCUCGGGAGCUCCGGGCCUUAUAGAUAUAGUUUAAUCAAGCUGCUUUUCCUGUCGA